Pollicipes pollicipes is the source of this 3017-nucleotide messenger RNA. RefSeq lists its product as uncharacterized. The record is from RefSeq and is a predicted model, not a curated record. Lineage: Eukaryota; Metazoa; Arthropoda; Thecostraca; Pollicipedomorpha; Pollicipedidae. The transcript is spliced from 4 exons. The coding region runs from base 93 to 452 and encodes 119 amino acids.
GUGCGCAGUAAGGCGACGGUGGACCGAGUGGUGCCGGGCUGCAGUGGGCGGGCCCCGCCGACGCAGGAAAACCGGCCGCACGGACGGGGAAGAUGUUGUACGGAAAGGAAACGGCGGCCGCUCCGCUUAUUCCGCCGCCAACGGUCAGCCUGGAUUAUCUUCACGACGAACUGUACCAGUCCAGGUACAACGCACAAAAUAUUACUGCAGCGGUGUUCCGUCUGGAGGGAGACCUGCACCGGCUGACCAUCAUGGUCGGUGUCAUGUUCUUCCUCUUCGUUGUCUGCUUUAUCGGCUUCGCCUUCUAUGCGUGCUCCAGCUACAGAGCGUAUUGCCGACGCAGAAAAACCGCCGACAUCGAAAGCGGCCAGAGCAUUGAGCUGAAGAAGAUCGGCGCUAAGCUGGCAAACGGGUCUUCGGCUCCCGCUGGUCAGCACGUCAUCAGCCCCUAAGGCGAGCACGGUGCCUCAGUGCACGCUGGGUCGCCAGUGCACCCCAUUCACGCUCACCGCCAAACCGGGCGAUGAGGCGAAAGGCGCCCGCAACCGCCACCCGUCAGAGGACACGUGUCCGGGCGAGUACAGCGCCGUCUACGACAACCCGGCGCUGGCUGUGACUCCGCCGCUGGCCGCCGGCGGCGCCACCGGCCACCCGCUGGCGUCGGCCGCAUCCACGGCGCGGUCACGUGACUCGGUGCUGCGCGCCGGCAGCUCGGCGGCCAGCAGCGUGCACACCGAGAGCACGCGCAUGCCGCGCGAGAUGGAUAUUACCGACAUGUCGCCCGCCAGGACUGUGGAGGUCAUCUGAAGUGCCAGCCGCCGCUCAGCUGACGUCAAGAGGGCCCACCUGGAGUCUGCUCGGGUAGCUGGCGCAGCCAUCGCUGGUGCUGACGGCGGCGUGGCGUCGUCCGCUGGUGGACGUCAGUGGCGGUGACACUUUCGGCCCUUGCGGGACGCGCGCCAGGCGGCUGCAGUCAGUCGCGGUUCGAGCUCACUGAACGGUCGGAGGCGCACCCCGCGCGGGCGCAGGCGCCACUAGGCGGCGUAGGAUGCCGGUGCAGACUCGCCGCCGUUUUCGCCUCAGUGAAGUUGAGGAAUAUGCGAGGUCAGCGAGCUGGUGCAAGUGCGUGCUGUCGUCAGACAAGGGGAUGAAGAAACAUGAGAAGAUGGCGGGAAGUGGCCUGUCGCGACGGUGGAGUGGUUCCGCUGCGCGGUCCCAUAUUAGCUUUCGGCCACCGCCGAAAGCGUAGUUGGCAUCCCGGCGUGCUCUUCUUGCUGAUGUUUUUGACCGACUGCGCCCACUUUCGCGUGCUGUCAACAGAUGGCUCUGGCUCUCGCGUUGGAGCUGUGAACUACGGAGCCUCUGAAGGCGGCCGCGAGACGGCGCACCCCGUCGACAGCAGCGUGGCUUCGCGAAAUGUCGGCGUGCCUGCAGACAAUGCCGCGCGACAUUGAUGAUUUUAGGAAGUAUUUUAACGAGAAGUGUAGCAGUAUUGUCUUUCUGAUGACCGUCCCACUGUGCCGGCUUCAUAAGUCCCGUGCGCGCGUUGGCUGUAGCCUCCACGAGGAGCCCGCGCCUGUCGCUCUCAGAGCCUGGCCGCGCCACGUCAGUUGCACGCGCCCCCGCGACGCGUGAAGUUACAAUUUGUGACGCCCCGCGGCGAUGCCGGCGUCGCUGGUUUCGUAGUUUGUUAACGGUUGUUAGGCCGGUAUGUUGGAAAUCAACAGCCGCGCAGCUGGAGCGGGAUUCUGUCCUUGGGAAUAGAAAAGUUGUUCGGAGGCGCAUCAAAACCUUAUUGCUUCAAGGUUGCUGUGUUAUCGGCAGCGUCUAGAACAUGGUGAAUUGAAAUGGUUGUGACUACGAAUUGUUGUAAUGUGUCAUGUAAACAAAUUCAUAGUUUUAACCGUCGCAUUGCGAAAUGACCACGUGUCCUGCAGCGACGUAAUCGGAGUAAAUAGACUGUAAACUUGUCCGUCCAUCGUAUUGUGUGACGUUUUCUCCCUCCCAUACGUUGUCUUGCGAGUACCUUUGCUUUGCAUUUGAUAUUUUAGAGUCGAAUGUGACGCAUACAUCAUUGUGGUUGACACCACGUGGCCAUUUCGCAACGUCGCGGGGUCGCGAUAGCGAAUACGAGUGUCCAUCGCGCGCCCUUGAUUUGCUAGUGAACGUGCCGCGCCUCGGCCACGGGCCCACGCGAGCCGGCGGUGAAGCUUGCGGGUGGCCAAGUGCAGAGUCGUCGGACCAGACAGCGGUCCUGGCGGCUGUGGUGCGUGGAUGGCCGACGGGUCGCCUGUACUGGACCAACCUCCGCCCCCGUCCCCUGCAGUGAGUCGACACCCUUCACCCGCCCGUGUUGGACCGACCUCCACCCCCGUCGCCCAUAAUGAGUCGACACCAGUCACCCGCCCGUGCUGGGUCAACCUCCGUCCCCGUCGCCCAUAAUGGGUCGACACCCUUCACCCGCCCGUGCUGGGUCAACCUCCGCCCCGGUCGCCCAUAAUGGGUCGACACCCUUCACCCACCCGUGUUGGACCGACCUCCGCCCCCGUCGCCCAUAAUGGGUCGACACCAGUCACCCGCCUGUGUUGGACCAACGCUCUGCUUUUGGAUGCUCCCGUCUGCGAGUAUUGUUGCGCUGUCGUCAAUCAUCGACCGUGCAUGAGAACAGAUUAUUGUUGAACCCGGCUGCGGGCGCGUUAUUAUUGAACUCCAUUUGGUAACGAUUCGCAAAUGUACCUGAAGGGUAGUGCAGCUGCGUCAAAGACGACAUCGAAUUGCAGUUGAAAAUGAUUGCACGUAGUUGAAGCAUUUGGUCCCAAGCCUGUCUGAUUCGAGCAAGGUCGUGGUUGUGGCGGCACGCUAGUUUGACAUUUCAAGUUGCCUGCCUGCUGAAUGACACUGGCGGUGUAAUGUGGAGUUGAUGUUGUGCCAUGAGGUGUUCUUCACGUUGUUGUGCCGCUCACCGGAGGCGUGCGCACAUGGUACGCUAAAUACACGCAACUGGUGCCUUCCUGUCA